Molecule: messenger RNA, 4546 nt
Organism: Stegostoma tigrinum
Lineage: Eukaryota; Metazoa; Chordata; Chondrichthyes; Orectolobiformes; Stegostomatidae
Gene: cog4
Product: component of oligomeric golgi complex 4
Exons: 19
Coding region: 30-2360 (776 amino acids)
Source: RefSeq, a predicted model, not a curated record
CAGCGAGCUCCCUGAGAGACAGUGGAAAUAUGUAUUUGUUGCUGCGGCUCUUUAAAUCGUCUCAUGUUACAAAUGGAUACAACUUACAGCAAGUACAAUAUAACCACAUCUACAUCGCGGCCCAUGCUCUAUAUCAGCGCUUCCUUGGGCUAACCGUGCAGAAAGAGGUUGAAGCAGAGCUUGAGGCUCUCAUUGGACAGCAGAGCAGCCUAGACAGUAAGAUGGCAGCUCUACACCGAAUGGGUCCAAACUUGCAGUUGAUCGAAGGGGAUGCCAAGCAGCUUGCAGGGAUGAUCACUUUUACAUGCAACCUGGCUGAAAAUGUCAGCAGCAAAGUUCGGCAGCUUGAUUUGGCCAAGAACCGGAUUUACCAGGCUAUUCAACGAGCAGAUGACAUUUUGGAUCUGAAAUUCUGCACUGAUGGAGUACAGACAGCUCUGCGCAAUGAGGACUAUGAGCAGGCAGCAGCACACGUUCAUCGGUACCUGUCACUCGACAAAUCUGUAAUUGAACUGAGCAGACAGGGCAAGGAAGCCAAUAUAAUCGACGCAAACCUAAACCUUUUGCAAGAGGCAGAACAGCGGUUAAGAGUGAUUGUAGCUGAAAAGUUUCAUGUGGCCAUCAAAGAAGGUGACUUACCACAAGUGGAGCGCUUCUUCAAGAUUUUUCCACUGCUGGGAUUACACGAGGAAGGGUUGAACAAGUUCUCAGAGUACCUGUGUAAACAGAUUGCAGACAAAGCUGAAGAAAACCUUCAUUUGGCAUUGAGCACAGAGAUGAGUGAUCGUAGAGCAGCUGUUACCUUUGCUGAUACCCUCACACUGCUCUUUGAAGGGAUUGCUCGAAUCGUGGAGACUCACCAGCCCAUUGUUGAAACGUACUAUGGACCUGGGCGGUUGUACACACUUAUUAAAUACUUACAGGUGGAGUGUGAUCAACAGGUUGAAAAGGUGGUGGAUAAAUUCAUUCAGCAGAGGGAUUAUCACAGAAAGUUCCAGCGUGUUCAGAACAGUAUGAUGAGAAGCUUGACGGUGGAUAAGAUAGAGCCCAGAGAAUUGGACACUAUUUUAGCGGAAGUUACAUUGAUGAAUGCUCGUGCAGAAUUGUACCUGCGCUUCUUAAGGAGAAGAAUCACUGCAGAUUUUGAAGUUUGUGAUGCGGUAGCAUCAGAAGAAGUGAAACAAGAGCAUCAGAAGGCACUGGAUAAACUCUGUAACCUAUGCUUGCUGAGCCGGAAUAUGCAGGAGCUUAUUGGAUAUUACAUCACAAUGGAAGAAUACUUCAUGAGAGAAAUGGUCAACAAGGCUGUGGCGAUGGAUGUCUGUGAGAAGGGCCAGUUGACUUCCAGCAUGGUGGACGAUGUGUUUUUCAUUGUGAAGAAGUCCAUCGGGCGUGCUCUGGCAAGCUCAAACAUUGACUGCCUGUGUGCCAUGAUCAACCAUUCCACCACUGUACUGGAGUCAGAUUUCAGGGAAGUGCUUUAUAAUAAGCUCCGGAUGGGAUUUCCUGCCACAACCUUUCAGGAUAUACAGCGUGGAGUAACUAGUGCUGUGAAUAUCAUGCAUUCCAGCCUGCAGCAGGGCAAAUUUGACACCAAGGGCAUUGAAAGCACAGAUGAAGCUAAACAAUCUUUCCUGGUGACUCUGAACAAUGUGGAGAUGUGCAGUGAAUAUCUUCUGACCUUAAAAAAGAACCUGGAGAGUGACUGUACAAAACUGUUCAACCAAGGACUGGGAGCAGAGCAAGCACAAGCAAAGAUUGACAGCUGCCUAUCGGAUUUGGCUGCAGUCUCCAACAAGUUCAAGGACCUCCUGCAGGAAGGUUUAGCAGAACUCAACAGCACAGCUAUCAAGCCACAGAUUAAGCCCUGGAUAACUGGGUUCCUCUCCAUCUCUCACAAUAUUGAGGAGGAGGAGUUUAAUGAUUAUGAAGCCAAUGAUCCCUGGGUUCAACAAUUUAUUCUCAACCUGGAGCAACUGAUGACAGAGUUCAAGGCUGGAUUGUCUCAGGUCAUCUAUGAUAAUCUCACUGGUCUGAUGACAAGCCUGAUUGCAAUUGAACUGGAAAAGGUGGUUCUCAAGUCAACUUUUAGCCGGCUUGGUGGGUUGCAGUUUGACAAGGAGCUCCGAUCGCUUAUUGCAUACCUGACAUCAGUGAUCACGUGGACCAUUCGUGACAAGUUCGCUCGCCUCUCUCAGAUGGCAACUAUACUGAAUCUAGAAAGGGUCACUGAGAUCUUGGAUUACUGGGGACAGAACUCUGGUCCAUUGACCUGGCGUCUUACGCCUGCUGAGGUGCGUCAGGUGCUAGCACUGCGGAAUGACUUUCGUAGUGAGGACAUCAAGAGACUUCGCUUGUAGCAGCUGUGUCUGGUCAACCUUUAGAGGAUUGAUUAUUAUGAUUUCUCUUGGACAGCAUGUUUGUGCAUACUCAGACAGUGCAGCUUUGUGUGGCAUUUAAAACACAAACCUCUGACUGGAUCUGGUGUGCACCAGCAAUGACUUACAUACGUUUUUGUUUUCCAAAGGGAUCAUUGUGCAUUAAUUGACAGACUUGGAGCAUGUCCAGUUUCAGGGUCUUGGGGACUGGUUUAGAAGUAUACAGUACAUCCACAUGCUGGAGUAUUACUUCACCACAUUUGGAUUAUGCUGUACCAAGUCGUGUUGCAGCUUAUAGAGAGAUGGAUUGUUUUGCCAAACUUUUCAGAGGUAAUCGAUUUACUCUGUCCACUGACAUACUGACCCACGCAGACUAGGAAUAGUGCCCAAUUUCACCCCGAUACCUGGUGAGAUUGGCAGGGGCGACUUCAUAAUGCUGAGAAAUGAAGCAGUGGCUAAAAUCUGAUUCCUGAAUUCAGUUCCACGAAUAAUUUUAGUAAGUGUGGAUUAGACAUGGUUAUGGUAAUCCCAAUGUUUGAAUAGCCAGCUAAUGACUCUUAAUAUGUUGCUGUCUGCCAGUCAUCCUCUCCAUACUACCCUGGCAUGACUGGAUGAGAUGUUAAGCCAAGGUUCCACACGUGUGCGUGGUUGGCCAGGAAGAACCUGUCGGGUAUUUCAAGUAACCUGGUCAAUAUUAAUCUCUCCAUUACAAAGUUUCAGUAAUCAAUGCUGUGGGACCCUGCAGUGGAAUAUUUAAGGAACGGAAUAUGCGUAUGAAAACGAAUACCUGAGGCAUCAAACUAGCAGGAGGACCUCCCUGGUAUGUGCUGCAGAUUGAAUUGUUCAUGGGGAACAGUUUUCACUUUUUCCUAUACUUUCAUACCAGAGAAUUGAAUGGAAAUUCAUAAUUUAUUGUGUUCAAGGUUUGAAAGUUGUCUAAAUUAGUUCACUUUAGAAAUCCAAAUCAUUCUUUGUGGUUUAAUGGUGUUUUUUGUGACUUCCAGCUGUCCUAAAUGCUUUGCACCAGACAAUAUAAUUCCAAACUGUUUUAUUGCAUGUAAUGUGGAAAGUAGACAAAGAAAUGAAUUGCCAGAGAAUCUGUUUUGUCCACAUCAUCCCAUGUCUUGGAGGGUGUUCUGAAGGGGGACAAUAAAAGUAAUAUGACCAACAAGGUUUAAAAAGUCUUGUGUACAAGUUUUGUGUCUUAAUAUGUGGAACAUUAGAAAGGAAGUACAUGAAUUAGCAGUGUGAAUAGAUGUGGACACGGCUGCAGGUUGACCAACGAUGGAACCUGGAUAUCUAGGAAUAUUCAUUAUUUAGGAAGGAGAGACAAAAAUGGAAAGCAGGUGGGGGAACAUUAUUAGUAAAGGAAUAAAUCAAUGUAAUAAUGAGAAACUAUAAUUGGCUCAGAAAAUCAUGAUGUGGAAAUAAGAAAUAUCAAGGGAUAGAUACAUUAUGUAUAAACUUCCAAAUGGUGGUGAAUAUGUAUGGGAAGGCAUUAAAUAAGAACUUAGAUAUGCAUGCAAUAAGGAUACAUCUUUAAUACAGUUGCCCAAUUUACAUAUAGAUUAAUGAAGCCAAACUAGGUGGUUAAUAGAUGGGGAAGCAAAAACUCGGGCUGUUUAUAAGUGCACUUCUGGAUAUUUAAAAAAGUGAAACUUAACUAUCAAUUACAUUGUGGAGGAUUUCAAAGAGUGUGUAUUUGGUGAAUAUUAUUGAUCUAUAUCUUGAUGAACCAAUCAGAGAACAGGCUAUUCUAGACGUGGUACUAUUGUAUUGAGCAAGGAUUAACAAUUGUACUGGUCCUCUGGUGAAGAGCAAUCAUAUUAGGAGAUCUUCAUUAAGAUGGAGGAUGAAGUAGUCAAAUCUGAAACUAGAAUCUUGAAUUUAAAUAGAGAACUAAAUGGUGUAAGGAACUAAGUGGCAACAAUGGUUUGGGGAAAUUUACUGAAACAGUUAAUGGUGGAUAAGCAAUGGCUAAUAUUUAAUGAAUGUGUGACUAAAUUACUACAAUUAUUCAUUCCUGUGUGAUGCAAAAAUAAAUCUGAAAAGACAGCUUAAUGUAAUGCAGUACAUCAGUACUCAGAGCAUUGCCACCUUGGUCAUGAACUGUUAAAUCAAAGCCUCACCUACUUAUUCUGGUAUAAAUAAAUAAUUCUAUGACAAUA